Messenger RNA from Dreissena polymorpha, 1915 nucleotides. RefSeq lists its product as uncharacterized. Gene Ontology annotation, molecular function: ubiquitin protein ligase activity; zinc ion binding. The transcript is spliced from 4 exons. Bases 233 to 1912 code for a protein of 559 amino acids. The record is from RefSeq and is a predicted model, not a curated record. NCBI's taxonomy places the organism in Eukaryota, Metazoa, Mollusca, Bivalvia, Myida, Dreissenidae. Gene Ontology annotation, biological process: protein polyubiquitination; proteasome-mediated ubiquitin-dependent protein catabolic process.
UGGUCACUAGUCCCACACAACUGUGUCGCAAAGAGCUUUUAGGGUUAUACGUGGGACAAUGUUUUACAAGUUCACAUGCAAUUUUCUGAGUCAUGUUAAAAGUGUUAAAUGUUGAUCAAAUGUAAAUAGUAUAAAAUAUAUAUGUAUGUAUAUUAUGUUUCUAUACUGAUGCAGGUUUGUUUGUAAUUAUAGUGUCAGAAAGUGACUUUGUUAAAACCAGUGAAUUUAUAAAAUGGCAACAAGUUCUCAGUCUUCAGUUGAGCUGGGUUUGCAUGAAGUGAAGGACUAUAUUUGUAAUGCCUGUGAAGACCAGAAUAAUGUUGCGACAAGUGCUGAUUUCUAUUGUAAACAGUGUGAACGGUUUUAUUGUGGAACCUGUAUUGAUCCACAUGGUAAAGCCUUGGCUAAACAUACUACAUUUGGAAGGGUCGAAAUAGAUAAAUGGCAAGUUUCAAAAAAGGUGGUGGAUUUUCUACAAACUUGUGAUGUUCAUAAGGACCAUAAAAUUGACCAAUUCUGCAACCUGCACAAACAGCUGUGCUGCCCUCAGUGUAUAUCUGAUCAACACAGCCAGUGCAGUAAAUUGACUCCAAUUAAUGAGCUGACCAACACUCAGCCCACAGACCUACAGGGACUGUCAGUGGAGCUCAAAACUGUUCUGGGAGAAAUCAAAAGCCUUCAUAUCAGUCAGGAGGCCAGCGUUGAGUCAUUGCAGAAAACAUACAAGGAACAUAGGGAAGUUAUGAUAGAGCAAAUGUGUGGCAAUUUAAAUACUUAUAUAGAUGAAUGUGAUAAUAAUUCUGUGGGUACAUCAGGCGGAAAUGAGCAAUAUUUAAAAGAAGAGAUGUGUAGGAGUGUUCUCUCUAUCGUGAAUGAAUUUGAUAAUAUUACUGCGAAGGAACUUAACGAGAUGAAAGAUGAAGUUAUCAGCAUAAAAGAGUCAGUUACAAGUUCUAUUAAUAAAUGCACCAGUAUUCACAAUGACUUGUCACAUUUCCAUGAAUUUGUUCAGAAAAUUGGAGAUAAUAAGGAGCUCUGCCUUAUAGCCAGCAUAAAAUGUAAGCAUAUAAUACAGCAGGCAUUAACUCUGCUAGGAAAGUCAAGCAAGGUGUUUAAUGUCCAGAGUAUUACUAAGCACAAUGUGAGAAAACCAAGUGAUAAAGUUGUAUGUUAUAUCGGUGGCAUAUGUGUUCUUCCCGAUGGGCAGGUACUGGUUGUAGACAGGAUAUAUCAGAAUGUCAAGCUGCUGAACCAGCAAUACCAGGUGGUGAGUCACUGGGAUGUGAAUGCUCGGCCAGUUGACAUUUGUUUGAUCAUACCCAGUGAGGUUGCAGUGGCUGUGAAUGACCAUGAUAGCAAGAUACAUGAGGUCCAGUUUAUCACUGUCAACCAGGGAAAGCUUGUUUCUGGCAGGAAGUUUCAGUUACAACAUGAAUGUACAUGUAUUACCCAUCACCAAGGAGACCUUUUUGUCACCUCUGGUCAAGAACUGUACAAAUACUCAUUGAAUGGCAAACUGAUCUGCAGACUCUACCAAGAUAGAUCAGCUGAUUGGACAGUAUGGAAGUGUGCUGUGAGUCCCACAGGAGACAGGCUGUACAUCAUCAGCUUCAGGAAGGACAAGCUUCUCACCCUGGCCAGGGAUGGCACACUCCUGGCUACAUUCACAGACCCAGCACUACGUCACCCAUCUGGUCUACAUGUGACCCCUGCAGGCCAGGUGCUGGUCUGUGGAUACAUGUCCGACACUGUACUACAGGUGGGCUGGGAGGGAGAGAGUAAGCUGGCUACGCUGGCUACUCACAAGGAUGGAGUGUUGUACCCAGCGUCAGUCUGCUACAGCAGCACCACAUCAUCCAUCAUUGUGGGACAGUACAGGAACAACAACAUCCUGGUGUUCAGAGUGGAAUAGUGU